Betta splendens (Siamese fighting fish) is the source of this 2091-nucleotide messenger RNA. RefSeq names its product B-cell receptor CD22-like. The transcript is spliced from 10 exons. Bases 171 to 1763 code for a protein of 530 amino acids. The record is from RefSeq and is a predicted model, not a curated record. Lineage: Eukaryota; Metazoa; Chordata; Actinopteri; Anabantiformes; Osphronemidae.
AACGGAAGCAGGAACUUCUGCUUUUUGCUUCACAAAAUCACCUCCUGGACGCACAGUAAGCAAGAAGUCACUUAGGUUUCACACUGUAGUGAGCACUUUUAACUUUGACUCACUGGCUGUUUGCUUCUUUUUGACAUUUUGCCCUAACCUUAUCAAAGCAGAUUUUAACAAUGGAAGCUCUGAUUUUAAUGAUUCUGCUCAUCACACCAGGUGUCUGGAGCAGAAACUGGGGUGUGACCUUUGAAGACCAGUGCGCCCUGACAGGGACAUCAAUAGUUCUGAAGUGCGAGUAUGACUAUCCUUACGGUCAUGAAGUGACUUCAGAGAACUGGUAUAUAGCCCGACCUGUAUAUGGACAGUAUAGGCUGUAUUCCAUUUCAUCAGAGUUUAAAUACAUAGGCGACAAGAACGGUGACUGUAGCCUUGAGAUCCAUAAUGUAAAACGCAGCUACGAAGGACGGUACUACUUUAGGUUUGAGACAAAGACCAACAGAUGGACAAGUAAAAGAUAUGCUUAUCUCUCUGUUAAAGAGUUGACAGCUGUUGUGGAGCCCAGCACUGUGACAGAGGGGGACAAUGUCACGUUGACAUGUUUCACAGGCUGUCCUACACCCACAACCAUCGUCUGGUUAAAAGACGGACGACCUGCACCAGGACCUAGCUUAAAUGUUAGGAGAGAAGACGCUGGAAGCUAUUACUGUGCUGUCUCGGGACAAGAGGCUGCCAGAUCUGCCCCUGCAGCUCUUAAAGUUCUAUAUGCCCCCAUAGACGUCACACUGACAGUGCAUCCUUCUCCUGAUGACAUCAUGACAGAAAGCUCGGUGACGAUGACCUGCAGCAGCGACGCCAACCCCCCUGUGACCCACAGUGAAUACAUGCUGUACAAGGACGGGCAGCUCGUCAGCACAGGGCAGAGGCACAGCAUCCCUGCCAUCCAGCCCAGUCACAGCGGUGUCUACCACUGCCAGGCCUCAAAUAGUAUCAGCCGGAACGGCCUCCACCUCAUGAACUCCACCACGGUUCAUGUCGAUGUCCAGUACCGUCCCAUGAACAUUGUCGUGUCAGUGGAUCCACCACACGUGGCUGCAGGCAGCCCGGUGAACCUGACGUGCAGCUGUGCAGCUAACCCUGCAGCAGACAACUACACCUGGUACAAGAGAUCCAAUGCCGCUGGCGCCAGCUCCCUGGUCAGGGUGGCCUCUGGGCGGGUGAUGUCUCUUCCCUCUAUGACGUCAUCACACAUCGGACUCUACGUCUGCCAGGCCUCUAACAGUCGGGGGGACAGCCACUCCGCGGAGGUGCUACUGUCCGUGGCAGAAAGGGAAGGCACCCAGUCUGUACCAGUCCUGGCUGUUGUCGGAGUUUCUCUAUUUGUGACAUUCUUGGUUGCCGUAAUAAUGUUCUGGAAAUGGAGGAGCCGUGCAAAGAAGAAAAAAUCUGUGACAGACGUCAAGCUCAGUGGCAGAGACUCCAGCUCUUUAGCCAAUGAAGAUGAAUCUGUUUACGCCAACAUCCACAUGUUUCCAUCCUCUCCUUCACCCAAAACAACUGCCCAGAACAUGACAUCUGCCUCAGACACAAACUCAACCUGUGAUCAUGAUGAUUAUACCUUAUGUAAAGAUGAAGUGACCUAUUCCACAGUGACCAUUAAACCCAAGAACCAGAGUCUCUCCCAUUACAACAGCAGAGCACCACAGACCUCCUGCGCCAAAGAAGAAAAUGAUGUCACUGUGAUCUACGCUACUGUGGUUCAAUCCAGCUGAGUUUGACAGACGUUUGACUCACUUGAGAACUGGAUCAUAAGUAUCAUUAUCCAUUGCUGUAUUUUUACAGAGAUAGUAUUUAUAAGCUUAAAGCUCAGUGUGACCAUGGGUUCAACUGAGGCCCGUUUGCUUGUGCAGUAGUCUAUGACAUUUACAUAUAAUAUUGUCUUGUAAUAUACACUAAAGCAGUAAUUAUUUAACGUUUUCUUAGCGAGUGCUGUGUAUUUAAAUGUUCCAGAAACACAUCUUCCUCCUGUUAUCAGUGUUUGGGACCUUUUGUUUUUUUGCGCAUAAUUUUUUGCUAUAUUAGUACAGUAAAAGAAAUGCA